UUAAACAUAACACAAAUUUUAUCUUCCCGGACACGACCGGUCCGCCGCGGGAAUCAACGCCACCGUCCUCCGGCGCCAGCCAGGCGGUAACGUACUUAAGUAGCUCCGUUUCAAAUUUUCCGGCAACCGGAGAGAAGAUAGCUUCCUCGCCCUCUCUCUCUCUGCUUGAACGGAGCAAACUGACAUGAACUUCCCAACCGAGUCCUCCGAUCUGUUCGCUGAGUUCCCGCCUCUCGAAUUCUACCCCUUCGAUCCCCUCCCAACAAGCCCUACCCCUAUCCCGCCUCCUCCGUCUUCACUCCCGGCUGAAAACCUCACAGUCCCACCCUCAGACCCUAACCCUAAUCCUAACCUCAGCUCGGUGUAUAAUCCACUUGCCGCUUUCACCGUCCCCAAGAAACGACGCCGGGGCAGGUCUCAGCGCAAUGUCCCUCCAUCCUUUCAGCUGCCCACGCUGCCCAACGGUAACCCUAGCUUUCCACCCUCUUCUUCUUCGGCUUCGAUUUAUGCUCCUGAUUCGGGUGAAAUCGGGGUGGGAGUAGCUGGUGCGGCUGCGAAAUCGUUACCGGAUAUCUCUGAUGAGAUCAUCGUGAUCAACAAGGAGGCCACCACUGAGGCCCUGAUCGCUUUAUCAGCUGGGUUUCCAGCUGACUCCCUCACGGAUGAGGAAAUCGAUUUUGGUGUCCUGCCCGUGAUCGGCGGGAUAGAACAGGUUAAUUAUAUUCUCAUUAGGAACCACAUCAUCGCCAAAUGGCGUGAAAAUGUGACUGGCUGGGUCUCAAAGGAGAUGUUCCUUGAUGUGAUUCCUAAGCAUUGCAGCACGCUUUUGGACUCUGCAUAUAAUUACUUGGUUUCGCGUGGAUACAUUAAUUUCGGGGUUUCUGCUGCAAUUAAGGAGAAGUUUCCUACGGAGCCAAGCAAGCCUACUGUGAUUAUUAUCGGUGCAGGGCUGGCGGGAUUGGCUGCAGCCCGACAGUUGAUGAGGUUUGGAUUCAAAGUGACUGUUUUGGAGGGUAGGAAGAGGGCUGGUGGGCGGGUUUACACGAAGAAGAUGGAGGGCGGGAAUCGACUGUCUGCUGCUGCAGAUUUAGGUGGGAGUGUCUUGACUGGAACACUGGGUAACCCGCUAGGAAUUGUUGCUCGGCAGCUGGGGCAUUUUCUUCACAAAGUAAGGGAUAAAUGCCCACUUUAUAGUGUUGACGGGAAGCCUGUUAACCCUGAUUUGGAUAUGAAGGUUGAGUCUGCUUUUAACCGACUUUUGGAUAAGGCCAGUAGACUUAGGCAGUUGAUGGGGGAGGUUUCAGUGGAUGUCUCCCUUGGGUCUGCGUUAGAGACCUUUCGGCAGGUUAAUGGGGAUGCAGUUAACUCAGAGGAGAUGAGCUUGUUUAAUUGGCAUUUCGCCAAUUUGGAAUAUGCAAAUGCAGGUUUGCUCUCCAAACUAUCUCUUGCAUUUUGGGACCAGGAUGACCCCUAUGAUAUGGGAGGGGACCAUUGCUUCCUGCAUGGAGGGAAUGGAAAACUUGUACAGGCUUUGGCCGAAAAUGUGCCGAUCUUGUACGAGAAAACUGUCAACACUAUUAGAUAUGGCAGUGACGGCGUACAGGUAGUUGCAGGGAGUCAGGUUUUUGAGGGUGAUAUGGCUCUUUGUAGUGUUCCUCUAGGGGUUUUAAAGAGUGGGUCUAUAAAGUUUGUCCCUGAGCUGCCUCAGAGAAAGCUGGAGGGUAUAAAGAGGCUAGGAUUUGGGUUGCUGAAUAAAGUGGCAAUGCUUUUCCCGUAUGUUUUCUGGGGCACUGAUCUUGAUACCUUUGGGCACCUAACUGAUGAUUCGAGCACUCGAGGGGAGUUCUUCUUGUUUUACAGCUAUGCAACUGUUGCUGGCGGUCCUCUUUUGAUAGCACUGGUAGCUGGGGAAUCUGCUGUUAAGUUCGAGAGCAUGCCGCCAACUGAUGCAGUGACCAAGGUUAUACAAAUACUUAAAGGUAUUUAUGAACCACAGGGAGUUACUGUACCAGAGCCAAUUCAAACAGUCUGCACCAGGUGGGGUAGUGAUCCGUUCAGCCUAGGUUCUUACUCUAAUGUUGCAGUCGGCGCAUCAGGAGAUGACUAUGAUAUCUUAGCGGAAAGUGUUGGAGAUGGUAGACUUUUCUUUGCAGGAGAGGCCACCACUAGAAGAUACCCGGCUACUAUGCAUGGUGCCUUUCUGAGUGGGCUAAGAGAAGCUGCAAAUAUGGCUCAAUAUGCUCAUGCUCGAUCUUCAAGGAUGAGGAUUGACAGGAGUCUAUCGAAGAAUGCUCAUUCUUGUGCGUCUCUUCUCACAGAUUUAUUUAGAGAGCCCGAUUUAGAGUUUGGGAGCUUCGCUGUUAUUUUCAGCCAGAAGAACUCUGAUCCGAAGUCUUCUGCAAUUUUAAGGGUGACUUUUAAUGAGCCUCAUAAAAAGAGCCAUGGCGAUUCAAAGCCUGAUCAGCAUUCUAAUAAAUUGCUUUUCCAACAGUUGCAGUCACACUUUAAUCAGCAGCAACAGCUCCACGUGUACACUUUGUUGUCUAAACAACAGGUGCUUGAGCUGAGGGAGGUCAGAGGGGGCGAUGGGAUGAGGUUAAAUUUUCUCAUUGAAAAGCUUGGUGUAAAAUUGAUCGGCAGAAAAGGUCUAGGGCCUACUGCUGAUUCUGUUGUUGCUUCCAUAAAGGCUGAGAGGGGUAAGCGAAAACCUGCUUCAGCUUCUUUGGGUGUUAAAUCAGGGACAUGGAAGCACAAGUCAGGUGUUCUGAAGCAAAAAGUUAUAAGAAAAGCUAAAAUAAUGCGUAAGAGCAGUGGUCUGGCACCUAUUCCUAAACCUAGUGCCAAUGGUAAUGGUAAAGUGACAGAAGAAAGAAGCAUGGACCAGCCCAUUUCUCUCCCUACUGGGACAGGUCAAAUUCAUACUGAAAUUAUGAAGCAAGAAGAAGUGAGGGUGUUUCCUUCAGACAGGGCUGCUCCCCAACUCUGAUUCUCCUUUAUGCUGGUGGCCCAAGAACCUGGUGUAAUAUCAGCUACUGAUUAUAACGAGUGAAGCAUCGACCUCAUUCAAGAAGACGGCUUCUGGCAUCAAAUUCUGACGUGGGGGAGUUUUCCAUCUUCGUCAUGGGAUGCACCUGGCCAUCGACAGGCCCAUUUUUUGGUUUGAUAACCGAUUCAGUCCUGGAUGUGCAUUACGAAUUGGACCUAAACUCGUGGCUGCAAUGCACCCCCGACACUUGUACCCACUUGCAUCAGCGGUCUCACUUCAAGGAAAGAAGCUCUGCAGUCCGGCUCCAUCGCCAGCCGUUGCAGUCUCUAUUGUUUGUUCACUUGUAGGGGUAGAAAGGAUGAGAGGAGUUUCCUUCAAUCUGCUCAGAGGGGACAAGAGAGUAGCAAACGAAGUGGUACCAAGAGAUGAUUCGGUAGCUAAGAUAAUUCGUGGUCGGGUUAGGGUGCUAUUAUUCUUUUUAUAUUGAAUAAUACCACAGUUGCUGUACAAAAGGAAUGAGAGAGAGAAACUAGCUCAAUCACAUUUAUGAUGAAUAAUGAUAUUUAGUGACGUAUGAUAUGUUGAAGUUUCACAAUGCUGCAAUGUUAUUAGUGUUAUCUCAUUA
Molecule: messenger RNA, 3611 nt
Organism: Punica granatum (pomegranate)
Lineage: Eukaryota; Viridiplantae; Streptophyta; Magnoliopsida; Myrtales; Lythraceae
Source: RefSeq, a predicted model, not a curated record